Messenger RNA from Dioscorea cayenensis subsp. rotundata (Guinea yam), 4898 nucleotides. Its product is annotated as cleavage and polyadenylation specificity factor subunit 1. The coding region runs from base 77 to 4444 and encodes 1455 amino acids. NCBI's taxonomy places the organism in Eukaryota, Viridiplantae, Streptophyta, Magnoliopsida, Dioscoreales, Dioscoreaceae. The transcript has 26 exons. Gene Ontology annotation, molecular function: protein binding; nucleic acid binding. Gene Ontology annotation, cellular component: nucleus. The record is from RefSeq and is a predicted model, not a curated record.
CUCACACAACCUAAAACCCUUCUCUUUCGCCCCGAAAUCCAUCUCCAUCCCCAUCUCCAGUUCUCGCUGGUCGGAGAUGACUUACGCCGGCUUCAAGAUUCUACAUCCGGCGACGGGGAUCGAGAAUUGUGCCUCCGGCUUCGUCACCCACUCCCCCUCGGAAUCCGUUCCCAAGAUCGCCGUUGUUCAGUCUGGCGACGAUCUAGAGGCAGAGUGGCCUGCCCGCCGCUCACUCGGCGCCGUACCCAAUCUUAUUGUCACGGCUGGGAACAUCCUCGAGGUGUACGUCGUCCGGGUCCAGGAGGACGAUGCCAGGUCUUCACAGCCCUCCGCUGAUCCCCGUAGCAGUGGUGGCGUUAUGGACGGGAUUCGUGGGGCUCGCCUUGAGCUAGUCUGCCAUUAUAGACUACAUGGUAAUGUGGAGUCAAUGGCCAUACUUUCAGUUGGAGGUGAUGAUCAGAGCAAAAAGAGAGAUUCCAUAGUGUUAGCCUUCCGAGAUGCAAAAAUAUCUGUUCUUGAAUAUGAUGAUGCGGCACAUGGAUUACGGACUAGUUCUAUGCACUGUUUUGAGGGUCCAGAAUGGCGUUAUUUAAAGAGGGGUAGAGAAUCAUUUGACAGGGGUCCUCUUGUAAAGGCUGACCCCCUUGGUCGAUGUGGUGGGGUUCUUCUGUAUGGCCUUCAAAUGAUAAUUCUCAAGGCUGCUCAGGCUGGCCAAGGUCUUGUUGGAGAGGAUGAGCUUGCUGGUGUGGGCAGUAAUGUUUCAGUCCGCGUUGAGUCAUCCUAUAUAAUUGACUUACGUGAUUUGGAUAUGAAGCAUGUUAAAGAUUUUACAUUUAUACAUGGAUAUAUUGAGCCUGUUAUGGUCAUUCUUCAAGAAAAGGAGCCUUCAUGGGCAGGGCGUAUCCCAUGGAAGCAUAGCACGUGCAUGAUAUCCGCUAUUAGUAUCAGCACGGCUUUGAAACAACAUCCUCCUCUCAUAUGGUCUGCUGCUAAUCUUCCAUAUGAUGCUUACAAACUUGUUCCAGUGCCUCCCCCAAUUGGUGGUGUUCUUGUAAUCUGUGCAAAUAGCAUUCAUUACCACAGUCAGGAAAGUGUAUCAUGUGCUCUUGUUCUCAAUGGUUUCUAUGUUCAAUCUGAAAGCAGCUCAGAAAUGCUCAAAUCAAACUUCAGUGUGGAGCUUGAUGCGGCCCAUGCAGCAUGGUUGUCGUAUGAUGCAAUUCUAACAACGAAAACUGGGGAGUUACUAUUGCUCACCUUGGUUUAUGAUGGGAGGGUAGUGCAGAGACUUGAUCUGAUGAAAUCUAAAGCUUCAGUUUUAACAUCAGGUAUAGCCACAAUCGGAAAUUCAUUCUUUUUCUUAGGCAGCCGCCUAGGUGACAGCCUUCUCGUACAAUAUAGCCAUGGGCCAUCAAUAAUGACUUCUUCCCAUGCGAAAGAUGAGGGUGCAGACAUUGAAGGUGAUGGUUCAUUGGGCAAGCCCUUACGAAGGUCAUCAUCUGAUGUUUUGCAGGAUGUUGCUAGUGGUGAGGAGCUUUCUUUGUAUUCUACGGCCCCAAAUAGCUCGGAAUCAGCACAGAAAAUCUCAUAUGCAGUCAGGGAUUCAUUGAUAAAUAUAGGUCCACUAAAGGAUUUCUCUUAUGGUUAUAGAAUCAAUGCUGAUCUUAAUGCAACAGGAAUUACCAAACAGAGCAACUAUGAACUGGUUUGUUGCUCUGGGCAUGGAAAGAAUGGCGCUGUUUGUGUGCUUCAGCAAUCUAUUCGCCCUGAAUCAAUUACCCAGGUAGAGUUACCUGGCUGCAAGGGUAUAUGGACUGUGUAUCAUAAAAGCUCACGUGGUCACACAACUGAUCCUUCUAAAAUAACCACAGAAGAUGAUGAAUAUCAUGCGUACCUUAUCAUAAGUAUGGAGUCUAGAACAAUGGUUCUUGAAACCGCUGAUGACUUGGGGGAGGUUACUGAACGUGUGGAUUACUAUGUACAAGGAAGCACGAUUGCAGCGGGAAACUUGUUUGGAAGACGGCGGGUUGUCCAAAUUUAUGGUUGUGGUGCUCGGAUUCUUGAUGGUUCUUACAUGACCCAGGAGUUGAACUUUGUUGUGCAAAAUUCUGAGCCUGCUUCCAAUUCAGACUCUUUCACUGUGUCAUUUGUUUCCAUAGCUGACCCUUAUGUUUUAGUGAAGAUGGUAGAUGGCAGUAUUCAGCUUCUUGUUGGAGAUCCAUCUACUUGUACCAUGUCUGUUAAUGUCCCACCUAUUGCAACCUCAAAUGAACCAAUAUCUGCUUGUACGCUUUACCAUGAUAAAGGGCCAGAACCAUGGCUUCGGAAGACAAGCACUGAUGCAUGGCUUUCUUCAGGAGUUGCUGAGGCUGUUGAUGGGAACGAUGGAUUGUAUCAGUUUCAAGGCGAUAUAUAUUGUCUAAUUUGUUAUGUAAGUGGUAGACUGGACAUUUAUGAAGUCCCUAGCUUCAGAUGUGUUUUCUCAGUGGAUAAUUUCAUUUCUGGAAAGACACAUGUUGUGGAUAAACAUAUUUGGGCACCUUCCUGGAACCUUCACAAAAUCAAGAAUAAAAAUUUAGAAGAAACUACAGGACAGCAAAGGAAGGAGCCUGCGCAGAGUAUGAGGAUAACUGAGCUGGCCAUGUAUAGGUGGCCUAGCCAGUAUAGUCGGCCAUUUCUUUUUGCAAUACUAAAUGAUGGAACAAUGCUAUGUUAUCAUGCUUACUUGUAUGAAGGUGCAGAGGGUGCAAACAAAGUCGAAGAUGGUUUGUCUCCACAUGAUUCUGUUGAUCUGAGCGGUGCAGGCACCUCAAGACUUAGAAAUUUGAGGUUUCUUCGUGUUGCAAUUGACACUAUGACAAGGGAAGAGCCAUCAGAUGUUGUUUCUGGUCCAAGAAUGACAAUUUUCACUAAUGUUGGGGGAUAUCAAGGUUUCUUCCUCACUGGAUCUAGACCUGCUUGGGUUUUUGUUUCUAGGGAACGACUUCGAGUCCAUCCGCAGCGGUGUGAUGGGCCUAUAGUUGCGUUUACGAAUCUGCAUAAUGUCAAUUGCAAUCAUGGACUGAUAUAUGUUACUUCACAGGGUCUCCUGAAAAUAUGUCAACUUCCAACCGCUUUUAGUUAUGAUAACUAUUGGCCAGUUCAAAAGGUACCUUUGAAGGCUACGCCACAUCAGAUCGCCUACUUCGCUGAAAAGAAUCUAUAUCCCCUUAUCUUGUCGGUUCCUGUUGUCAAGCCAUUAAAUCAAGUGCUUUCAUCAAUGAUUGAUCAAGAUAUUGGUUAUCAGAUGGACCGUGAUAAGUUAACUGAUGAUUCAGAUAAGACUUACACCAUUGAUGAGUUUGAGGUUCGAAUUAUGGAGCCUGAAAAAUCCAGUGGCCGCUGGGAAACACGGGCUACAAUUCCAAUGCAAAAUUUUGAGCAUGCUCUGACAUUGCGUGUGGUGACAUUAUUGAACACAACAACGAUGGAAAAUGAGGUUCUUUUGGCUAUUGGGACAGCUUAUGUGCAAGGAGAGGAUGUGGCUGCCAGAGGACGAGUGCUGCUAUAUUCUAUAGGGAAAAAUACUGAGAAUCCAGAUAAUCUGGUAUCUGAGGUUUAUUCAAAGGAAUUGAAGGGAGCUAUCUCAGCCUUAGCAUCUCUUCAAGGUCACUUAUUGAUAGCAUCUGGUCCAAAAAUUAUUUUGCACAAGUGGACUGGUGCUGAGUUGAAUGGGGUUGCAUUCUAUGAUGCUCCUCUCCAUGUUGUGAGCAUGAACAUUGUCAAGAAUUUUGUUCUGUUGGGUGAUAUUCAUAAAAGUAUUUACUUUCUUAAUUGGAAAGAGCAAGGCGCUCAGUUGACUAUGCUGUCAAAAGAUUUUGGAUCACUUGAUUGUUAUGCGACAGAAUUUUUAAUUGACGGAACUCAGCUUAGUAUGGUGGUUUCAGAUGAUCAGAAGAAUAUUCAGAUUUUCUACUAUGCCCCGAAAUCACCGGAAAGCUGGAAAGGGCAGAAGCUUCUAUCUAGAGCUGAGUUUCAUGCUGGAGCUCAUGUGAUGAAGUUCUGGAGAUUGCAGAUGCCCCCAAAUGCUUCUGAUCGAACCCCUGCAUCAGUAGCAUCUGAAAAAUCCAACCGUUUUGCUCUAUUGUUUUGUACGUUAGAUGGAAGCAUUGGAUGUGUAGCAGCACUUGAUGAGCUUACCUUCCGCAGGCUUCAAACCCUCCAAAGGAAAUUGGUUGAUGCCAUUCCCCAUGUGUGUGGUUUGAAUCCGAGAUCAUUCCGGCAGUUUCAUUCAAAUGGAAAGGUGCAUCGUCCUGGCCCAGAUAAUAUGAUAGAUUGUGAACUUCUCUCAGAGUAUGAGAUGAUGUCACUUGAGGAGCAGCUGGAUAUUGCACAUCAGAUUGGAACCACGCGCGCACAGAUUCUGUUGAACCUGACUGAUCUUUCCCAUGGAACUAGCUUCUUAUGAUCAUGGCAGUGGAUUUCUUCUCUACAACUCAACAAGAGUACAUCUCCUUCAUUUCUGCGAAAAACAUGUCGUAGUUUGAAUGUUGCUGUGAAUGACUUAACAUCCGGCUCAUGCCGGUGGGCUUUGAGUAAUGUUUUUCAUCCACCAAUGACUGACUGGCUGAUUUUUAUAGAGGGAAUGUGAUGCUGAAGAAAAUUUAUACUACAGGUCUUCAUGGUGCACUGAUCAUAGUACUUAUAUUUCCUCAAGUAACCUUAUGGUGUCUGUUUAAUGUAUGUUGAAUUCCUUAAUCAUAAGGUUGUGUUUAGCCAAAUGUAGGAUAUUUAGCUUUGCACCUAAACAACAAAUGUAAUGUGAUGUUGUUCAAGAGGUCCAGUUCUGAUUAUAUGGCUGAUAAACCUCAUGUUAUUUAGACUUGAUGGAAAUUUAAUUUUUCUUUGCUUGUUGGGUUGGA